AUGGACCCCUCAAACAUCGCCAAGUACGAUAUGGAUUUAACGAAAGAAGAAGAGCGCGCCAACGCAGCCAUCCAUGAACUAUUGAAAGCUGCAAUCCCUCGUCGCCCGACCGAAGAAAGAAGCGUCCAACCUUCCAAGACGUAUCGAAUCAACGACUCUCUAAAACCUUCCGUCCUCUCCAAGGAUGCUUCUCCAGUCGAAAUGAGACACUGGUUGGAUUCGUUUAAGGCAUACUACACUUCUAACAAUAUGGAGACAUUCAGCAAAUCCGAAAGACUUUCGUAUUUUAAAAUUCUCCUCGAUUGCGACCUGAAGACGAGAAUUACAUCCAAAAUGGACGACAGCACCGAUAUCUUCGGUAAAGAUGGUUGUUUGGAGAUCCUCGAGCGUGAUUUCCUCUGCAGAUACCCCUUGUUUUCGAGAAGGCUGGAUUUUUUUCAAAAACAACAGAAAGCGGGCCAACCUUUCACCGAUUAUAUGGCGAGGCUCAAAGAAUUGUCGAAGUUGGCCGACCUCGAGAAGCUUUCGGUCGAGGAGAUUUUCGUAUUUUGCGCUCUUCGUGGAACAACCGACAAGGAUCUCCUGGAUGACUUCCUCGAGCUACCCGAAAAGACGCUGAAGGCGAUCGAAGAUACCGCCAGCUUAUACGAAAGCAAGUUAUACUCCAAGGCCAAACUCAGUGCUCCCGUCGACACCGCCAGUCCCGUCCUGAAGGUGUACCCGCCACCAACCAAACGUCAAGGAUUCCGAGGAGGAAAUCCCAAACGAGAUCGACCGAACGCCAACGCCAAAGCCCCGACCGAUGCGAAACGUCCUUCUUCCGUGCGCGAGAUGCGAGACCGCGGCCUUUGCACCAGGUGUGGACGGAACAACCACAACACCAGCGGCUGCUCGUACGACAGAUCCGUCGUCUGCAAUAACUGCGGCAUCAAAGGCCACAUCGCUCCCGCUUGUAUGGGACGUAAGAUUAAUGUCAUCGGCCAAGGAAAUGAUCGUGGAGGCUCCAGAUCCAGAGAAAGUUCGCCAUCCGAGAGCUCUUGUACGUCCGAUUGA
Paramuricea clavata is the source of this 1053-nucleotide messenger RNA. The record is from the annotation of a GenBank genome assembly. NCBI's taxonomy places the organism in Eukaryota, Metazoa, Cnidaria, Anthozoa, Malacalcyonacea, Plexauridae.